UCAUUAGUAUUAUUAAAUCGGUCGAGGUACGUCCAGCACGGCGCGCAGUUUCCGGUAGAUACGAAGAAAAUCGGUCAAAUAUUUCGAUAUAUAGAGUGGCAAUAAAAUGGCAGAGCAAAAGAAGGCACCGCUAUUAAAGAAGGAGGAGGAAUACGUCAAGGCCCUUGAGGGUUUCAUCGCACCCGAAAAGGAUCAGGUUGUCUUGCUCCUGGAUUACGAUGGUACCCUCGCCCCACUCACCGAGGAGCUGUCCGUGAUGCCCAAGGAUACGGAGAUCAACAUCAAGAAACUGGCUGCCAAUGAGAAGAUCUUCAUGGUUGUGUUUUCUGGCCGCGAGCUGAGCGAGAUCAAGAACCAUCUGAAGUUCCCCAAUGUUACCUAUGCCGGUAAUCAUGGACUGGAGGUGGAGUAUCCCUCCGGCAAAAAGUUCAAGAUUGAAAUGCCCGAAGAGCUGCUCGAGAAGCACAACAAACUGGUGGCUGAGCUGAAGGAAAAGGUUGUGUGCUCUGGUGCCUGGGUGGAGGAUAAGAAGAUCUCCGUCACCUAUCACUACAAGGGCGUCACCGAUAAGCUAAAGGCCAAGCUCAUUGCCGAGGCCAAGGGUCUGAUCCAGUCCCAUGGCUUCCAACUGAUUGAGACCCCCUAUGCUCUGGAGGGCAAGCCACGCGUCAACUGGGACAAAGGAGAGGGCGCCAAGAUGAUCCUGGAGAAGCAAUUCGAUGCCGAUUGGGCCAAGAACCUGAAGAUCAUAUAUGUGGGCGACGACACCACCGAUGAGGAUGCCAUCAAGGUGCUGCAUGGCAUUGGCAAGACCUUCCGCGUUUCGGAGCUGCCGACCCUGAAGACCUAUGCCAACUAUCAGAUCAAGACCGUCGAAGAGGUCGGUUGGUUGCUGAAAGCCAUCCAGGCCAACUACGAGAAGAAGAAGAAGAUCUAAGCGAUGGAUAUCCCC
This is a messenger RNA of Drosophila pseudoobscura, 952 nucleotides long. Its product is annotated as probable trehalose-phosphate phosphatase C. Lineage: Eukaryota; Metazoa; Arthropoda; Insecta; Diptera; Drosophilidae. The record is from RefSeq and is a predicted model, not a curated record. The transcript is spliced from 4 exons. Bases 107 to 937 code for a protein of 276 amino acids. Gene Ontology annotation, biological process: trehalose biosynthetic process. Gene Ontology annotation, molecular function: trehalose-phosphatase activity.